Cyprinodon variegatus (sheepshead minnow) is the source of this 5038-nucleotide messenger RNA. RefSeq names its product protein NLRC3-like. The transcript has 11 exons. Gene Ontology annotation, molecular function: protein binding. The record is from RefSeq and is a predicted model, not a curated record. The coding region runs from base 139 to 3498 and encodes 1119 amino acids. Lineage: Eukaryota; Metazoa; Chordata; Actinopteri; Cyprinodontiformes; Cyprinodontidae.
AACAUAUGUGAGUUUUCAAUUUUUCUGCAAGUUUUGGAUUUAGCUUGGCUGUGGUAAGUUUAUAUAGUAUUAACAAAAACUUAAAAAAUUCUGAAUAUCUUAUUCAAAACCCUUUGAAAGAACUUCAGAAGGUUUGCCAUGAGUCAUUGUAAGGAUAAAGAUGAGGAAGAGCUUCCUUGUGCAAAGCCUUCUGGUGAGGAGCGGAGUGGAGUUAAAAGGACAGAAUUGCUGCAGAAAGACAUCAAUCCUGGUUCUAGCAGUGCGUCCUGCAUCAGUGCUGGAUCAAAGGACAUUAUUUCCAACUUUAAAGAAAGUAAACAUAUGGUGCAGGAGCAGAGCGCAGAAGCUGGUCAGUCUCCUCCACAACAUCAAAAUGAACUGGACUCUGUUUUUCAGGACCUGGAAGACAGCAUUGUAACAUUUGUUAAAAACAAGCUCAAGGUUAUCAAAAGCUGUAUGAGCACCGGUAAGCUAAAAAGCUUUGAGUCUGAUGGGGAGGAUGAGAGCUUACCAGAGGAUACAAGGCAGAGAAGGAGCUGCAUGGAGGCUUUGGUGAAAAUUGCUCUGCACUUUCUGAGGAUACAGAAGCAAGAGGAGCUGGCUGACCAGUUGGAAAGCAAAUGCUCUUAUGCAAUUCUUCAAGAGAAACAUAAAUUCUUGCUGAAAAGGAAGUUUCAGUAUGUGUUUGAAGGGAUUGCAAAGUCAGGACACCAGACCCUUCUGAAUCAGAUCUUCACAGAACUUUACCUCACAGACGGUGGGAAUGAAAGUCAUGAUAAUCAGCAUGAGAUUGGACUGAUUGCAACAGCAAGCAGAGCACAAAACAAACCUGAAAUGAAGAUUAAAUGUGAGGAUAUAUUUAAAACCACAAAGAUGAAUAAACCAGUCAGAACAGUGAUGACGAAGGGAGUGGCUGGGAUUGGAAAAACUGUUCUAACACAGAAGUUCACUCUGGACUGGGCUGAAAACAAAACCAACCAGAAAAUCCAUUACAUAUUUCCAUUCACAUUCAGGGAGCUCAAUUUCUUGCAAGGGAAGGAGCUCAGCUUGGUAGAACUUAUUAAGCAUUUCUUUACUGACUGUAAAGACCUAGGAAAUUACAGAUUUGAAGAUAUCUGUGUUGCAUUCAUCUUUGAUGGUCUGGAUGAGUGUCAACUUCCUCUAGACUUCUUCAGCAAUAAGAUUCUGACUGAUGUUACAGAGUCCGCCUCACUGGAUGUGCUGCUGACAAAUCUCAUUAGAGGGAACCUCUUACCUUCUGCUUAUCUGUGGAUCACCACACGACCCGCAGCAGCCAGUCAGAUCCCUCUUGAGUGUGUGGACUUGGUGACAGAAGUCAGAGGGUUUGCUGAACAGCAGAUGUGGGAGGAGUACUUCAGGAAAAGAUUCACAGAUGAGGAUCUGGCCAGCAAUGUUAUCUCUCAAAUCAAAACAUCAAGAACCCUUCGCAUAAUGUGCCAGAUCCCAGUCUUCUGCUGGAUCACAGCUACAGUUCUGGAGAAUGACUUUAAAACCUGUGAAACCAAAGAGCUGCCAAAGACAAGGACUGAGUUGUACAUCCAUUACCUGUUGAUUCAAGCUAAACUAAAAUUAAUCAAAUGUGACAAAGUACCUGAAACACAGCAACACUGGAGUCUAGAAACCAGGGGCAUGAUUGAAAUUCUGGGAAAACUGGCUUUUAAUCAGCUACAGAAAGGAAACCUGAUCUUUUAUGAGUCCGAUCUGGAGAAUAGUGGAAUCAAUAUCCACGAUGCUUCAAAGUACGCAGAGGAUUUUCCACAGAUGUUUAUAGAAGAUAAGGGGCUGUACCAAGGCAAGGUGUUCAGUUUUGUACAUUUGAGCGUUCAGGAAUUUCUGGCAGCUCUUCAUGUGCAUCUGACGUUCUUCAACUGUGGCAUUAACCUACUAGGAAAGUCUGACUCAGAAGAAGCUACUGAGGCGGGUUUCUAUAAAACUGCUGUGAAGGAAACCUUGCAAAGCCGAAAUGGACAUCUGGACCAGUUCCUUUGUUUCCUUCUAGGUCUUUCAUUGAAAAGCAAUAAGACUCUCCUACAAGGCCUUCUGAUAAAGACAGAUAGUAACCCAGAGGCAUAUAAAGAAACAAUCAAACACAUCAGAGACAAGAUCAGUGAGAAUCUGCCCACAGAGAAAGGUCUCAAUCUGUUUUACUGUUUAAAUGAGCUGGGUGAUAAUUUCUUGGUAGAAGAGAUCCAGCAAUAUUUGUCAUCAGGGCGACUCUGUACAGACAAACUGUCCCCUGCCCAUUGGUCAGCCCUGGUGUUCAAUUUGCUCUCCUCAGAAGAAUAUCUAGAUGUUUUUGACCUGAAGAAAUACUCUGCUUCUGAGGAGGCUCUGAUGAGGCUGUUGCAAGUUGUGAAAGCUGCAAGCAAAGUCUUGCUGGAUUCCUUUCAAUUCUCAGAGAAAAGUCUUACAGCUCUGGCUUCGAUUAUAAGCUCAAAGGAUUCUAAUAUGAGCGAGCUUGAGAUAAGUAACACAAGGCUCCAGGAUUCUGGAGUACAGCUGCUGAUGGAUGGAGUGGAACCAGAAUCCUGCAAAAUGGAGUCCCUAAGAUUCAGCCUCUGCAACCUCUCAGAGAAAUGCUGUAAAAAUCUAUCUAUACUUCUCAGCUCUAAUCUAAGAGCUUUGGAUCUGAGUAACAAUGACAUUCGGGAUUCUGGACUGAAGCGCCUGUCUGAUGGACUCAAGAGUCCUAACUGCAGACUGGAAAUACUCAGGCUUUCAGGCUGCUUGAUAACAGAAAACGGAUGUGACUCUCUGCUCUCAGCCUUGAACCGCAGCUCCCAUCUGAGAGAGCUAGACCUAAGUUACAAUCACCCAGGAGACUCAGCAGUGAAGGGUCUAACUGCUAUACAGGAAGAUCCAGAAUGGAAACUGGAAACUCUUAUACUUAAGUUUGGUGGAAAGAACUGGUUGAGACCAGGUCUAAAAAAGUAUUCCUGUACCCUGACCUUUGACACAGACACUAUAAACAGGGGUAUAGAAUUGUCUGAAAACAAGAUGAAGGUGACAUAUUUGGCAAAGUUACAUGCAUACAAUGACCACCACAAAAGGUUUGAGUACUGGUGUCCUCAGCUGCUGUGCUCCGAGGGUGUAUCUGGUCGAGGUUACUGGGAGGUAGACUGGAGUGGAAGAGUUUACAUUGCAGUGAGCUACAGAGAAAUCGAAAGGUGUGGAGGAUUAAAGGACUGUUUGUUUGGAUGGAACAAACAGUCCUGGGCUCUGGUCUGCUCUGAAGAUGGUUAUUCUGUCUGGCAUGAUGACAGGAUGACACCAAUCUCUUCCUCCUCCAUCUCCCACAGAGUAGCAGUCUAUGUUGACCUCCCAGCUGGGAUCCUUUCCUUUUACAAAGUCUCAUCUGAGACACUAAUCCACAUCCACACUUUCAGUACUACAUUCACAGGACCACUGUUUCCUGGGUUUGGGUUCUGGUCUGGUUGGCCAUGCUCCUCAGUGUGUAUGUUGGCCUCCUGCUGCUGAUCAAUGCAGCGCACAUCUGUUGUUAGUUACCACCAACCUUACCAUUCUCUUAUAAUUAGGCAGUGACUUUUUAAAUUAACUAAAUAUAAUUUGACAUAAAAUAUAAUUCCUUUUAAGACGGAAAAUAGGGAUGGAUUUAGUUUUACUUUCGUCUUUCGAGCAUAUCUCCAAGAGUGGGGUCACUGUUGUAUUACUAUAUGUAGGCGUGACGGGAGAUCAUUGGUCAAUGCAACAGCUAGCAAAAGGAAGAGCUUGGGGGGAGUAGUGGGGUAGUGGUUAGGGCAUAGAGCUUGGAAUCCUGAGGUUCUGAGUUCGAGCCCCACUCCCACACACUGCCAAUCUUGGUCCCAAAGAGCCUUAACCCCACACUGCUCCCCUGGCACCACACAAUGGCAGCACACUGCUCCCCAACAGGAUUGGUUAAAUGAAGAGAGUUCAUUUCAUUGCUCUGUACUUGUGACAGUGUAAUGACAAUAAAAGCCAGGAAAAAAAAAAAAAAGUUUUUGGCAUAAUGCAUGUGGAUGGGGAAAAAAUAUAUUGUCCUACGUGCAAUUUUCCACAUAGAAGUAGCAGUAGAUAGCUGAUACCAGUUUUGAGUUCCAGCAACAAAUAAUUUUUAUUUACUUUAUGUUAUUGACGAUGAAAACAAGGUUUUUCUUUUGGCCAACAGGACUUUUUACAGUAAGGGAUAUUUUGAGGGCUUAAAUUCUUUACUUCAAUUGAGUCAUAGCUAGUUCAAUCCAAUAUGGCUCUGGGCUGGUUCCCCUCUUCACCCCCAUUUCCUCUGUUUCUGGUGAAGGCAGUUGAGAGAAAUCCUCCACCUAAUACAAGUACUCCAUUGCUAAACUAUCAUCUCUGUGAUAUUUCUCUAUGUUCGUGUCCCUGUCAGUUACAACCGAAACCACAGCCAGCCCUCAAACCCUUUACUCAACAUUAGCAAAGCUGAUAUUGGUUGGAUGUAGAAGGUAAAGACAACGUAUUGGUUUGAUGUGCCCACAUUGGCCUUUGUACAAUGAUAAUUUUUCGCUCUUUUGGUAUCUCUAAAAAAACUAUGGCUAUUUCUAACUUAUUAAAAUAAGCCAGUCAGAAAAAUACAUACUUGGAAUGUACUCACUUUUUAUAAUGCUAAUCAAAUUCCUUUCUUGGUAUGGCAGGCAUGUACAGUAUACAACAGUGCUACAGCUAAGGUAAAAUGUCUCGUACUAAAGUAAUGAUUUAAGGUGUGCAUACUUAUGCAACAGGGAUAUUGCAAAUAUCUUUAUAAAAUGUUUUCCAUGUAAAAAAAAUAGUUUCCUUUUCAGUUAUAUUGUACUUUUAUUUUAAAAAAAAUUAUUAUGAAUUUAAAUAGAAAUUUUUCCUUUUUGACUGUACUGUGAACACUUUAAUGUUAAUUGCUGUAUACUUCGGUCUGUUUGGCAUGUUUGCAUAUUUUAAAAUGAACAUGUGAUUAUACUUGUCAUUAAACUUGUCAUUAUAAUCCCAGAAAAAUACACCAAAUCAUUUUAAUACACCAAAGAAGCUUGUAGAACUAUGCAAGAAA